AUGUCAACAAGCACUGAAAGGAAACAACCUCACCAUACAGACAAACAAAGUUCUCACUAUUGCGAGGUGCAGAUAUUUGUGUGCAGUGACGGCUGGUUUGGUGAGGACUGUGACAAACAGUGUCACUGUUCACAAAACACAGAAGUAUGUGAAAAGAUCACUGGACAUUGUCUGAGUGGAUGUGCUCCAGGAUACAUGGGAAUAGACUGUCAAACAGGGUGUCAAGACGGUUACUAUGGAAACUGCAUCUCCAAGUGUGGAAACUGCCUCAACGCUGCCUAUUGUGACAAGGACACAGGCAUCUGUCCUGGAGGUUGUGCAGCAGGGUGGCACACUGACAAAUGUCUUCAACGGUGUCAAGACGGUUACUAUGGAAACUGCACCUCCAAGUGUGGAAACUGCCUCAACGCUGCCUAUUGUGACAAGGACACAGGCAUCUGUCCUUUAGGUUGUGCAGCAGGGUGGCACACUGACAAAUGUCUUCAACCAUGUCCAGAAGGACGUUAUGGUGCCAAUUGUACGUCUCCGUGUGGUCACUGUAUGGACACUGACGUUUGUGACACGGUGAUAGGGAAAUGUCCUGGAGGAUGUCAGUCAGGAUGGUUGCCAGAUCUCUGUUCACAAGCUUGCAGUGACGGUCGUCAUGGACAUCACUGUCAGACUGAGUGUGGCCAAUGUAAAGGAAACCUGCCUUGUAACAAGAUCAAUGGAACAUGUCAUCAAGGAUGUCAGCCAGGGUUUCAAGAACCCUUCUGUAAAGAAUGCGUUGAUGGUAUGUAUGGGGAUGACUGCAUGUCCCGAUGUGGUCAGUGUAAAGACGCCUUAAGCUGUGAUAAGUCCAGUGGAGAAUGUCCUGAAGGAUGUCAGGGUAACUUCAUGAAGCCCCUGUGUCAAGGUUGUACAGAGUGUCCGGCAACAUCAGGAUACUCAAACCAGGUAGUGCCAGUUGCAGCUACACUUGGAACACUUCUCGUCUUGGCUCUCAUCGCUCUGCUGACAGCCAUCAUUUACAUCAGAAGACUUAAAAUUCAACUGGAUGCCUCACAACAAAAGAAACCCGAAGAUAACUACAUAUCCUUAGACGAGAAGACCAGGGAUGCGGUUAUGGAGAAUACAUAUGAACCCAUUGACAAUACCACUCCUUAUAUUAAUGUAGGGAAUGACUCUCACACCCGCAUUUGAACUGAAUAGUUGCAUAAAGCGUCUUGUCUUGAUGUAUAUUGAUAUUUAUCUUACCUCACACAUAAAUGUGGUUUUCUGAUUGGCUGAGCGCUCUUCUAUUAUUACCCCGCAUAUAAGCUAGUAACAUUUUCUAAGUUACUUGCUGGGAAUGCCGACCUGUGGGAAUUCAUUUGGUAAUUCGAAUAUUUGUGUCACGUAUGGCGUACGGUAAUAACCGAUAUUUUGGGAAUGCAAAUCGAUUAAAGGGA
Haliotis rubra (blacklip abalone) is the source of this 1430-nucleotide messenger RNA. RefSeq names its product multiple epidermal growth factor-like domains protein 10. Lineage: Eukaryota; Metazoa; Mollusca; Gastropoda; Lepetellida; Haliotidae. Gene Ontology annotation, molecular function: scavenger receptor activity. The transcript has 9 exons. The record is from RefSeq and is a predicted model, not a curated record. The coding region runs from base 1 to 1182 and encodes 393 amino acids.